AAAGCAUCACUUAGCAAAAUUUUAAAAAGAAGGGGCUUAUCCGAUUUCUUCUUACACUCAUCUCCUGCGCUCACUCGCAGUCAAGUGUCCUUGAAUUGAAGAAAGCUAUGGCUACCAUUGCACCAAACCUCCAUUCACUCACUAACCAUUCUUCAAAUGUCUCAAUUACUUCUUUUAAUUUCAAAAUUCCCAUUAAAAGAACCCAAAUUUCUGGGUUUUCCUUCAAAAGACCAAACAUUCUUUACCCAACUCAGUUUCAUGCUUCAUCUGCUAUUUAUGCCCAGAAUAGUUUCAAUUUUCAUGUACAUGCAGAUGCAGUUUCUUCAACGAAGAAGCCCGGCUUUAGUAAGGAUCUGACUGUAACCCGAGCCACUGAAGCAGUUGCGCUGACCACUGAGGAGUCUAAAGCAAAAUCCUCAAAGAAGAAUAAAAAGGAAAAGUACCCUCGUAGAAUACUUGAUGUGUAUCAGAUCCUUCAAGUCCCUAUUAUAACCGAAGCUGCGAUUAAAAAUAUUGCUGAUGAGAACUCGCUGCUUUUCACCGUAGAUGUUCGUGCUGAUAAAAAGAUGAUCAGAGAGGCUGUAAAUAACUUUUUUGGUGUCAAAGUUCGUAAAGUAAAUACUUUAAUCAGAUGUGCAGGCCUGAUGGAACUAAGAAAGCAUAUGUCAUGUUGAAUAGAGAAUACAAUGCCUCAGAUCUUGCAAAGAAGAUAGGAAUCUUCCCAAGCAGCGGUUAGCUUCGAAGAUUUUCGAUGUAUAAUUGCUGCCCUUUUUGUCCUUCCUCCUUCCUCGACAAAAAAAAAAAGCAAAGCCGUGUUUGGAGGUAGAAUUGCUACGAAAUUUGCAGUGAUCUGGGGUUUUUGUUGUUGUGUUGAGUAUAACAGGUUCGUACUUGAUUACUCUUUUCAAGAGGUGAGGGUGGAAGCCAUGAAUGCCUUCCUUGAGUUUGUUUUGAGGUAGUUUUAAGAUUUGUUUGUGUAAAUUGUAAAUGCACUUUAUGGUUGAGCUGUUUUCAUGAACACAACUUCCUGGUUUCUAUGCAGUUCCCGUCUUCCUUUCUUAGUGCCA
Messenger RNA from Amaranthus tricolor (Joseph's coat), 1067 nucleotides. Its product is annotated as 50S ribosomal protein L23, chloroplastic-like. The transcript has 3 exons. Gene Ontology annotation, cellular component: ribosome; cytosolic large ribosomal subunit. NCBI's taxonomy places the organism in Eukaryota, Viridiplantae, Streptophyta, Magnoliopsida, Caryophyllales, Amaranthaceae. The coding region runs from base 108 to 674 and encodes 188 amino acids. The record is from RefSeq and is a predicted model, not a curated record. Gene Ontology annotation, molecular function: structural constituent of ribosome. Gene Ontology annotation, biological process: translation; ribosomal large subunit assembly.